GGAAGAAGUAAGAAGAGGAGGAGGAAGAGAUGGGGAAAAAAAAGCAAAGGAGGAGGAGUAGAAGUAGGAGUAGGAGGAGUUUGUUUGUUGACAUCGGGCGAAAACGAAAAUCAGAUGAGUGAAGACUGGUGAUAAUAACUGAAUUUCUCGCCAUCAUCAGGACACAGAUCCUUGGCGACAGCUCAGGUAGAGCUCUGCCUGAUGAGCCUGCUCUGUCACACCGCUGACCAGCUGCUCCCAGCCGGUCCCCUGCACUGCCCUGUCUUUGAUCUGAGCCGGAGAAGAAGAGGCUAACAUGGCAGCCAAAGCAGGAGACAACCCUGACAGCCUCAUGACUCUGGCAACGGUCUUCUGCCUGAGGAACCUCAGGAAGACCAUGUGCUACCAGGGAGUCAGCAACAAACUCUGUCUGCGCUCAGACAUCUUCCUUCCCAGCGAAAUCUGCGACAAGUUGGUCAACACAUACAUGGAGUUGGUCCACACAGACAGUAACUUUGAACCAGAGGAGAGCUUCUUUCAACUAUUCUCAGACCCUCGAAGCACCAGGCUGACCAGGGUACAGCUGAGAGAAGACUUUGUACGUGACAGAGACCUGGAGGCUAUUAGAAAACAGGACCUGAUUGAGCUCCACCUCACCUACUGCAACAGUCUGUCAUCCCGCAGCUUGAAAACACUGACCUGCUUCCGUGAGACUUUGGUCUCUCUUUGUCUCUUCGGCUGCAGUCGGAUCUUCUACAGGAAAGGUGGUGCCCCGCUCGCCUGCGGCGAAGAUACAGAGGACGAGGAGGAGGAGAGCCCUGUCUCUCAGCAGGCAUUAGAGACGGACUUUAACUUCCAGGGGUUCAACCGCCUCAGGUUGCUCAACCUGGGUGGCCUACCUGAUGAGGUGGAUGCUGAGACCCUGCUCAAACCCCUGAAGUCACUCACCUUACUAGAUCUGUCUAAUGUACAGUUGCUGGGAACAGCCUUUCUGACCCAGUGGAAAGACAGACUGGCAUCUCUUGUUCUCUACAAUGUGGACCUGUCAGAGGAGUUGGUCAGUACUGUGGUGGAACUUGUCAAUCUCAGGCAUCUUGACAUCUCGCGGGAGAGCAGACGGACCUCUAAGUCCAAGAUGAACAGGAAAAUCCUGACGGCCAUUGUCCAGUGUCUGGUCAACCUGGUAUCACUGGACAUCUCAGGUCACAUCAUGCUCGACAACUGCACAGUUCCACACUUUGAAGAAGCUAUGGGUCGGCCAAGCAUUGAGCCGUGCAAGAGCAGUAUCUACCCUUUCCAAGAGCUGAAGAGGCCCCUGCAGUUUCUGGGCUUAUACGACACAACCCUUUGUAAUGUGACACACAUCCCUGCUUAUAAGGUGACUGGAUCAAAGAAUGAAGACCAGGUCCUAAAUGCCAUUGAGACUUACACAGAGUUUCGUCCUGAGCUGGCACACAGAGCCAUCAAUCAGCUGUUUGACAUCGCCAGGAUACAACACUGCAGCCAGCUGCUCCGAGCUUUACAACUUGUCAUAGCAGCAUUGAAAUGCCAUAAAUACGAUAAGAGCAUCCAGGUGACAGGCAGCGCCGCUCUUUUCUACCUGACCAACACAGAGUACCGCAGUGAUCAGAGCGUGCGGUUGCGCCGAGAAGUCAUUGAAGUGGUACUCAAUGGAAUGGAGCAGUACCAGGAGGUCACUGUCCAGAGGAACUGCUGCUUGACUCUGUGUAACUUCAGUAUUCCAGAGGAGCUGGAGUUCCAGUACAGUCGCGUCAACCAGCUGCUGCUGAAAAUCCUGGAGCCGGCCAGGCAGGAGGAGUCCAUCCAGAGAAUCGCCGUGCACCUCUGCAAUGCUUUGGUCUGCCAGGUGGACAACCAUCACAAGGAAGCUGUGGGAAAGAUGGGAUUUGUCAAGACCAUGUUGAAUUUAAUUCAGAAGAAGCUACAGGACAGAAUGUGUGACCAGGUGAUGGAGUUUUCCUGGAGCGCUCUGUGGAACAUCACUGAUGAGACGCCCGACAACUGUCAGAUGUUCCUCAACUGUCGGGGAAUGAGUCUGUUUCUGGAGUGUCUACAGGAGUUUCCAGACAAGCAGGAGCUGCACCGCAACAUGCUGGGGCUUUUGGGAAAUGUUGCUGAGGUCAAAGCUCUGAGGCCACAGCUGCUCACCCCACAGUUCAUUACUGUAUUCAGUAACCUGCUGGACAGUAAGGCAGACGGGAUCGAGGUGUCAUACAACGCAUGCGGCGUGCUUUCACACAUCAUGUUUGACGGGCCGGAGGUUUGGUCGAUGGAAGAGCCACGAAGAGACACAGUGAUGGACAAGAUGUGGGACGCCAUCCAGAGCUGGGACGUCAGCUCACGCCGCAACAUCAACUACAGGUCAUUCGAGCCCAUCUUGCGACUGCUGCCUCAGAGCAUCUCACCUGUCAGUCAGCACUGGGCCACAUGGGCUCUCUACAACCUGGUGUCAGUUUACCCAAGCAAGUAUUGUCCUCUGCUGAUAAAAGAAGGAGGAAUAAGCCUUCUGGAGAAAGUUUUGGAACUGGACAGCUCACAGCCAGAGACCAAGGACAUGGCCAGGAAAGUAAUGGAGCAGUGUGAAAACUUCAAAGAAGACCCCAUGGAAACAAAUCAUGGACAGGAGGUAAACUAUGGACAAAGAGGUUGAACCACAGGAGCCCUGGUUCCCUGCAAACAUCAAGCAAACCAACCUAAGGCCCCCUCCUACUGUCAUCACCACAAGGGUCAAUGUGUGCAUUCUUCUUCUUCUUAUCAUUAUUAUUAUUAUUAUUAUUUUGUAGAGCAGAACCGUGUCUCUGACCCUCUUCACAGCAGUUUGGACAAAAACUUAAUAUAUGACACAUAGGAGUUAAGAUGUGGUGCAUGGUGUUUUUUUGUGAGGGUGCUCACCUUUGCUGCACAUAAGCAUCUCUUCUGUUGGGGAUGGGUUUGUGGGGGUGGGUGAUUGUUAUCUCUAAGUGUGUGUGUGUGUGUGUGCGCGUGUAUGUGUGUGUGUGCGUGUGUGUGUGUGUGCGUGUGUGUGUCAAAGAUUUAAUGACAGAACAAAACAGUUGGAGUGACACAUGAUUCUCAGCGGAAGGACACAAAAGCCCUCCGCAGCUCACUACCGUAAACUGUGUGACAUUGAACGAAAGGCUAAAAGGCCAUGCAGUGUGCUGCACCGCCUGCAGAGGUGGCAGCUCUCACCCUGCUCUCUCACAGUCGCUCAUGCUUGUGGAGGCCACUGAACUGUGGACACGUGUACAGUGAAAAUUAGCCAUCAUGCGUGUAGGCUGCAGAGAAGCAUCAUACUGAUGUCGGGAGAGAAGUCUUCCCAGAUGGACUUCUUUGUUAUAUAUGUAAAUAUUCUCUGUUUUGUCUCAUCCUUUUACUGUGUGUAUGUUUUAUAAUAUAACUGUAAACACUCAUGACUUUACUCCGUAUUUAAAUUUGUUUAGAUUUGACUGACGUGUGGUCAGUGCUAAGAAACUAUAUACAGAAUACCCAAUCAUUCAAAUGUAGUCUAGCAAUCCUGGAUACUCUUUUAACGGAUAAUUUAGAUGUAGUUCAACCUCUGUUCUCUUUUUAUUAUCUGGCAUUUUAACCUCAUUCUGUUCAUUAUUCUUACCGGAAACAGUAGUGAGCUUCAACUAUCAGUGAGGUCAGAGCACCUAAAGCAGAUACACUAUGUGGCCAAAAGUAUGCGGACACCACAGGCCACCAUGCGCAAAGCCAAGUAUUUAUAGAAUUUUUUUUUUUUUUUCCAGUUUGGCAUGGAAGAACAUGACAUAGCCUUGACCGUAACCCCACCCUUCAUGGUGAACAGGAAUGCGGACUGUGAGCCAGACCUUUAGGAUCAUUUUAUGCUCAAUCAGGACUAGUUUGCAUGCAGUGCUUAUAGUUCAGAACACUCGAAGGCAGAGUGAAAAGUUAGACAUCAUAGAGAGGAGGGAGAUAUCAUUUAAACAGGGCACACAUUUCCUCAAUGUCUUCAUGGUGUGGUGCACUCAGUUUUUCACAGGAUUUUGAACAGGGGCAGAAUUAUAUUGUGUAAAGAAUAAAAACAGCUCCACACAGCUGGCCAAUCACAGCAUGAAGUGGGUGUGAAUGUCGGAUUGUUAUUGAAAUGGCAACACACAGCCUCCCCGAUCCAACGUUGGAAAGGUUGUGAGUAGGAGGUUUCCGAAGCUAUUCAACCGACAUCAUCACUCGACCUUUCUGUUGGACCUCACUAACGCUCUUGUGGCUGAAUGGGAGCAAAUCCCUGCAGCCAGGUUCCAACAUCUGGUGAAAAGUCUGAAACCAGAAGACUGGCAGAUGUUAGAGCAGCCCAUAGUUUCGAAACAUGUCAACAAUCAUUUAUGGUUGGAAUGUUCAGGUGUCCAUACACUUUUGGCAAAAAAGUGCUGAUGAGCUUUUAAUUUACAUGUUUGUGGCCUUUUGUUUCUGCUCACUCAGUACCUCAUUGAUACUAGAUACUGGAUGGUGGUGGGCCCAACACAACUCACAAUGGUCAGAUUACUGCUGUUAUCUCUCUGCAUCAACCAUAUGGUGAGUUGUCAUCAAAGCAGAGAUUUGGCGGUCUCUUUAGACAGGAUUUCACACUGUAGAUGACCGCUUUGUCGUGACUAUAUAGUUCAACAUACAUACAUGUUAUGAACAUGUAACACUACAGGCAGCAUCUCAAAUCAUCUCCAGUGUUUUGUCCUCAAGCUCGACCUUGCUCCCAGUGGCCAAGUACGAUGCCAGGAAAUAAAAAAGAAGAGGUUGAAAAAAAAACAAUUGUCCUUUAACAAUACCUGAUGACUCAUCAGUUUUACUGGUUGGUCAACAUGCUGCUAACUAACUGCUUCACUUAAGUCAAACACUUUUCUCCUGAAAAGCUAAUGGGAGAAAAAAAAAUCACAUGUUUAAAGUUGAAAAUGGGAUGAUCUGUUCAGGAAGUAAUGUCUGGCUCUCAGAAAUAAGAUUCAGUCAUCACAGAGGAGGGAGGAUGAGUUGAUUUUGACCGGGAAUAAACGAGAAGACGUUUGAUUCCCAACUCUACUGAACAUUUUGCCAGCAGGUUAAAUUUCAGCUUGAGCUAUCACAGCUCUCACCCUCAUGUAAACCGAUUUGUUUUUGACUUAAGUUUACUCGACCUUUUUCUUAACCCAAAUCAAAGACUUAAUUCUCUCCAUUUGCUGUUAUAAGGUACCCUGUGGAGUUCUCUUGUAAAAAAAAAAAAAAAAAAGCACAUUUAUGUUUACAUUAACUGUUUCUCACCAAAACACGUUGUGUGUAUGCUUGAGGUUUACCAGAUAUCUUGAAUGCAUUUCCUCAUAAAUAUGUUGAAAACCAAUUUAAAAAAAAAAAACAACAACCUGCAAAUGUUUGUUAGCUCACAGCCUUCUUCUUUGCCUUUGCUGGCACGUUGCUAUGUUUCUUGGCGCAUUACUGCCGCCAACUUUCAAUGAGCGGAAUCGUGUAAAACUGCAAUGUAUAUACAGCACUGUCCAUGUGCUCUUGUAUAUAUAUAUGCACUUUCAUGCAAGCCCAACAAAACAGAAUGCAUUCAUAAAAACAGUGCACAAAAAUUCCACAGGGUACCUUAAACAUGACCCCAAGUAACAAGUUAAUCCACAGGCAUUUUUCACUGUAUGACACUGAUACAUUUACUGGAAGUGUUGAAUUAGGACAUACCAUUGCAAACAGAAUUCACAUUAGUCCCAAAUAUCAAAGGCAAUAUCUUAUAUUCAGAACAAAAAAAAAAACAAAUCUCAACAGUAGCUGUCUGAAUAGGGAACAAUAGCUUUAGUUUAGAGAGUGGAACAUACCAGUGAGGCAUAGAAAUACACCGAAUUUUACACUUUUUAAAAACAUGUUUUAACACUUUAAUUAUAAACCGUGCAGGUCAUCUCAUUUUAGUUCAGUUCAGAAGUACAACAGACUCAACAUGUCUUCCAUUGUUUACCAUAAUGAGAUGGAUAUAAAGAAGGCCACAAAUAGUACGCAGCAGGAGUUCUCAUAUUCACAGGACAGUAAAUGAUGCACCCAUGAAAAAUGUCACUGUAAUAUGACUCACAUAAGGCAGACUUCUUAUUUACAUCUCCUCGCUUAUAACAAUAGUGAGCAGAAAAAUGAUUUAGGGGUAAAAAAGUUGUAUAUUUAUUCAGUUUGUCACAAUAUUAUAGUUGUCAUUUCAGAGUGUUGGUUAGGGAUGCAACAAUUAUUUCCAUUAUUGAUUAAUGUAUUGAUUAUUUUUUCAACGAACUGAUUAAUUGAUAAGUCUAUAAAGUGUCAGAAAAUAGUGAAAAAAAAUACCUGUUCCCAAAGACCUGCAAUUUUUUUGUGUUGUCCAACCAAAAGUCCAAACCCCUAAAAUAUUCUAUAUACACUGAUUAUAACAGAAAUGCUGCAAAUUCUCACAUUUAAGCUGUAACCAGAGAAUGUUUGGCUUUUUUUUUACUUGAUAAAUAACUUACAAUUAAUUAUUAAAAUUGUUGUCAGUUGAUCUAGUGUGAGUUCACUCACAUGAACUGAGAAAGGAGUUAUUGUUAACUUUUACAUUGAUCAAAAACAUUCUAAUUUUUCCACACUCACCAGCCACAAGCAUGUCGCUUGCAUGUCAAGAAGUUCUGUCGGCAGCGCACAGUUCCAUUGAUGUACUCUGUGUUUGAAUACAGCUAUUUGUUUAGGUGCUGUCUUUCCACCUUGCUUUAAUCCUCAUAACAUUGCAUUAUUGCAAUUGUAGUCCUGAGUUUCACCAGGGAUUCCCAGGACUUUUCAUAAUGAUGCCAGUAAAGGAACAUGCAUCACCAAGUUAGAUUUCAUAUCAACAUGAAAAAAAGUUUUUUCUCCUCAAACUCUAACAUGUGUUGGUUUAGAUGAACCAGGUCAGAUAUAUUGCACAGUGGUUUCUAACAUGUUGCACACUGGCACCACAGUGUGUGUAGCUGGAGCUGGUUCCCAGUAUCAGCCUCUGUACAGUGUGUCACUCUCAGUUUCCUACAUGAAUACAGUUAACUAUUUUGUUCAUGAGUGAUGCCUAACUGAUGUUUGUUUUUUAAAGCUAUAUCAUAUCAGUUGAUGCUCCGUGUUGGGUUUACUCCCUGACUUGCGUUCCUUGUUCUCAUGUACAGUUUUUCUUUGUGUGAUUUAUGGGAAUCUUGCAUUGGUACUUGCGUUGGUACAGCUCUGUUUCUAUUGCUAUUUUCACAUUCACGUAGGCAAUUGAUGUGAAAUGAAAAGCUUUAUUAGAGACUCACUUCAUGUUUCUGUCUAGAGUUCAAAUGUGUGGAUAUUAAGGGGAUUUAUCACGAUUUCACAUAUGAUCAAAACAAAAAGCUGUUAAUCAUCAUGAGUUUUUAAGUUCUUAAGAAUGACACAGUGUCAUUGUGGGGGUGGUAGUUUACGUGUGCAAUUCUCUCCAGAGAAAGUGUUGGACAUCUUUACUACAAUAUCCACCACUUAUUCUCUUUCAUUUGAAGUCAUUGAAUGUUUCAAUUUAUGCUUUUCUGGAAGAAAUUAUGUUGAGAGUUGAAAAAGCGCAUGGAUGUCAGUGACAGGUAGCUACUGUCGGGAGUUGACUGUUCCUGAUUAUUUAUAAAGUUAUAUGUGCUGAAAAAAAAAAACAAGUUAAAGGUAAAUAUUGCUUCAGGAGAACUGCUGUGUCACAAACUGUUUUCAAAUUUCAUCUACUAAUUUCAUAAUGUUUCUGAAGUCUGUCGACACUCUUACUGAUUUCUUUUGUAACUGCUGAUAAGUGUAAUCCAAAACUGAGUGAAGAACAUUUGAUCCAAACAGUAUGGAAUUCCAGUUUUUUUUUCCUGAUCAAAAUAGUACCAGGCCAUUAGUGUAAAGAUAUGAAUAAGCAAUAAAGAUGGAGUGGUAAAAACA
Thunnus maccoyii (southern bluefin tuna) is the source of this 7860-nucleotide messenger RNA. It is a transcript of the gene zer1, whose product is annotated as zyg-11 related, cell cycle regulator. The transcript has 16 exons. Gene Ontology annotation, molecular function: protein binding. Gene Ontology annotation, cellular component: Cul2-RING ubiquitin ligase complex. Bases 296 to 2650 code for a protein of 784 amino acids. The record is from RefSeq and is a predicted model, not a curated record. NCBI's taxonomy places the organism in Eukaryota, Metazoa, Chordata, Actinopteri, Scombriformes, Scombridae.